AUGUCAACUAAUAAAACUAUUGGCCAUGAUUUCAGUCGUUUCACAGCUAUUCGUACAGCAUACAGCAAACGUUUCAAUUAUACCUUUGAAUUAAACUUCGUUCAACGUAAAUCUCGUCGAGCUGAAUACCGUAAAAUUGAAGUUAUCAUAAGUUAUUAUAGGAAGUAUUCGCAAACUGAUGCGUUCGACUAUCUUUUCUGGAUGGAUUGGGAUACAUGUAUCAUGAACGGGACAGUAUCUCUUGAUUCGUUUAUUCCUACCUCACUACCAGAUAUAAUCUUGACAGACCAUGAUCAGCCAAUCAAUAACGGUGCAUUAUUUUUGCGCUUAAGAGGUGUCCCACGUGUGGGCCGUUUUCUUCAGUUUUGGCAGAAGCAAAGUCAAUUGGCUGAUUGGGAAUGGACUGAUAAUGGAGCCAUGUAUCCAAGCCUUAUAGUGUACUUAGAUCGAGAUCCUGACUAUAACAAUGAGUGUGGCCAUGGUCAUACAUUGCGCUGUUUCAUUGAACAACUUCUAUCUGUGAAGUACAAACUACCUUAUGGGAGAAGGUUUUCACAAUAUUUCUAUUGUAUACCAGCACCUCUCGGCUUUAACAACCAUCAUUUUGACGAGGCUAAACUAUAUAAUUGGGACUCAACCACAACAUAUUAUCCUGAUAAGGGCAUGUUUGCUAUACAUACUAAAGAUGAAGAUAUAUGGGCAAAUCUCUCAGAAAAAAUUAAUGGAUGGAGUGGAGACAAUAUUUCUACUCUGCCAUGGGUGGAUUUUUGA
Messenger RNA from Rotaria sp. Silwood2, 771 nucleotides. Lineage: Eukaryota; Metazoa; Rotifera; Eurotatoria; Philodinida; Philodinidae. The record is from the annotation of a GenBank genome assembly.